Molecule: messenger RNA, 2162 nt
Organism: Austrofundulus limnaeus
Lineage: Eukaryota; Metazoa; Chordata; Actinopteri; Cyprinodontiformes; Rivulidae
Gene: cyp20a1
Product: cytochrome P450, family 20, subfamily A, polypeptide 1
Exons: 13
Coding region: 144-1535 (463 amino acids)
Cellular component (GO): membrane
Molecular function (GO): heme binding; iron ion binding; monooxygenase activity
Source: RefSeq, a predicted model, not a curated record
AACGUCCUUCUGAGCUCGAUUACUUUUGUCUGUGUGCUAACCAGGCUGUGCGGUCUAACGCAGAGAAGGCAAUGUUGACGUGGAAAUUAUCAUUCAUGCAAAAAAUAUUCUGAUAAACCUGUGAAAGAGUCAGCAACGCAGUCAUGUUGGAUUUCGCCAUUUUUGCUGUGACGUUUGUCAUCAUUUUAGUCGGCGCUGUUCUUUAUUUAUACCCGUCAUCCAGAAGGGCUUCUGGGAUCCCAGGUCUCAACCCCACAGAUGAGAAGGAUGGAAACCUUCAGGACAUCAUCAACAAAGGCAGUCUGCAUGAGUUUCUGGUCAGUCUGCAUCAGGAGUUUGGAUCUGUGGCGUCAUUCUGGUUCGGGGGUCGGCCGGUGGUCAGCCUGGGCUCUGUGAAGCCUCUACAGCAGCACAUCAACCCUAACCACACCACCGAUUCUUUUGAGACCAUGCUGAAGUCUCUGCUGGGUUACCAGGCAGGGAUGAGUGGGGGAGGCAACGAGUCUGUGAUGAGGAAGAAGCUGUAUGAGAGCGCCAUCAACAACAGCCUGAAGAGCAACUUUUCUGUUGUCCUCAAGGUGGUCGAGGAGCUGGUGGGAAAGUGGCGCUCAUUCCCAGAGGCCCAGCACAUCCCACUAUGUGCCCACCUCCUGGGUCUGGCCCUGAAGACCGUCACCCAGCUGGGUCUGGGCGAGCACUUCAGAGAUGAUGCCAAAGUCAUUUCCUUCCGCAAAAACCACGACGCGAUCUGGUCAGAGAUCGGGAAGGGCUACAUGGAUGGUUCUCUGCAGAAGAGCUCCAGUAGAAAAGCUCAUUAUGAUACGGCUCUGUCAGAGAUGGAGUCCAUGCUGCUGUCUGUGUUGAAGGAUAGGAAAGCCCAGAGGAAACAGGCGGUGUUUGUCGACACGCUCCUUCAGUCCAGUCUCACAGAGCAACAGAUCAAGGAGGACUGCAUGGUUUUUACUUUGGCUGGAUGUGUUAUCACAGCUAACUUGUGCAUCUGGGCACUUCACUUCCUGUCCACCUCAGAGGAAGUCCAAGACAAGUUGUACCAGGAGCUGGAGGAUGUUUUGGGUUCUGAUCCAGUUUCCCUGGACAAGAUUCCUCAACUCAGAUACUGCCAGCAGGUUCUCAACGAGACCGUCCGGACUGCUAAGCUGACCCCUGUUGCUGCUCGGCUCCAGGAAGUGGAGGGCAAAGUGGAUCAACAUGUCAUCCCCAAAGAGACUUUGGUGAUCUACGCUCUGGGGGUGGUGCUGCAGGAUCCAGAUACAUGGAGCACCCCAUACAGGUUUGAGCCGGAUCGAUUUGAGGAAGAAUCAGCCAGGAAGAGCUUCUGCCUGCUCGGCUUCUCAGGGAAUCAAACCUGUCCCGAACUCAGGUUCGCCUACACUGUAGCUACAGUUCUCGUCAGUACGCUGGUGCGGCAGCUGAAGCUGCACCAGCUGCAGGGACAAGUGGCAGAGGUGCGGUCUGAGCUGGUGUCCACACCCAAAGAAGAGACCUGGAUCACCGUCAGCAGCAGAAGGAGCUGAACAAAAUGACAGAAGAAUGAGUCGAUGUGUCCUACUGUAAGGAAGCACCGAUUUGAGGAAAUAUUACCAUCCUAGUAUAAGUUGGGUCCAGUUUGUGGUUAUAGCUUGAAAUUAAACUGUUCAUUUUUUGGGCUUGUUUCUGCUGGAUGCCAUCAGGUUUCACCACUUCUGAUUGUCUUUUUGAUGCUUUUACAGAUUAGAGGUUUUUUUUGUAUCGCAGUACCAACCUUAAACUUGCCAAAUAAGCACUUCAUGACCCCAGUUGUUAAAAAAGAAAACCAAGCCAAUGAACAGACCUUUGUCUUUAAAUCAACAAUGUGUGACAUUUACUGACACCUAGUGGUCAGGUUGUAAAUGUCACCAUCUACAGCUCAGAAUCUUGCAACAAUCUGCCUGUUGACAACACUUUCAUCACUCAAAAGAUUUUUGUUAAUUUGUUACUAAUUCUGUUAUUAGCAAAUCUGCAGGCUUUUUAAAUUUAAUGUACUUCCACGACAAAAUAUUUUCACUAUUUUUUUAUGUUACAAGGCUUGUUUCAAGUUGAUUUUUAGUGAAAUAUUUGAAAAAGCCACAGGAUUAGACAUUUCAUUAAUUGUUCAAAAGUUUUGUUUAUUAAAAACUUUUACA